AUGGCUAGAUACUAUCCUCGCCCAGGCUUCCAGCGCCCGCAUACAGAUGGCUCAGCCAGCCGCCAGACGUCGCCCUCGCCCGCCUCCAACUCGCAGACGCCUCCGAGCACCCCGCCGCCUACGCUCGACUAUGCCCCACGAGCCUCGGACGACAAGGCCCUGACGGCCUUUGCCCAGCUCGGGGCUCUUCGCCUCAAUGCCCGCCGCUGCCUCAUCUCCUUCUUCGACCGCAAGGACUGCUUCCUGCUGGCCGAGGCCACCAAGACGCUGUCCCUCGACACGGGCGAGGCCGAGUUUGACGACGACCGCCUGUGCUUUGGCACCACCAUUUUCCCCAAGGAGCAGAGCCUCUGCUACUACACGGUCAAUCUCGCCCCAAAGUACACGACGCUGCCCCUCGAAGACCCCAGCGACCUGCCGUCGCUCAUUGUGAACGACCUGAGCAAAGACCAGCGCUUCUGCAACUUUCCCUUUGUCAAGGGCCCGCCCUACUCGCGCUUCUAUGCCGGCGUCCCCAUUCGCAGCCCCACCGGCCACAGCAUUGGCACCUACUGCGUCCUCGACGAGAACCCGCGAGAUGGGCUGACGGAGCACCAACUUGCCUUCCUCAAGAGCAUGGCAGGCACCGUCAUGCGCCAUUUGGAGAGGACAAGGGCGGCCGAGGAUCACCGCCGGGCAAAGAUCAUGGUCAGGAGUCUGGGCUCGUUUGCCGAGGGCAAGAGCGGGCUGGAGAACUGGGCUCAGGAUCCGUGGGAUACCGAGCAGCCUGAAAUCACCAUUGACUCUCCAGAAGCGAUGCUCCCCCAACGCCAGCGUCCUGCUGCUACCACGCCUACGGAACAGCAACCCCCUGUGCUUAAUGGGCAUAGUCACAUUGACCUCAGCAUGGUCGGGCCGAUGAAUGAGACAACGCCGCCUAUCAAUCACCUCCCGCACACGCCAAGCUCGCCAACCACUAAGCAUCCGACGUUGGGGCCUAGCCAGAUUGUUGACCCUGUCCGCCCGGUUGCUACCGCUACCACCUCCUCGACCUCAACCAAGGGGUUCCCGCGGCCCAAUGAAAAGGACAGAGCUGCGCCAGAGCUUAGGGCCCACUUUACUCGGGCUGCCAACAUGAUCGUUGAUUCGACCGAGGCAGAGGGCGUUGCAUUCUUCGAUGCCAAGAUCAGCACAUUUGGCGGCCUUGUUGACGAUGACUUUGACCCCGAUCAGUUGCCCGAACCGGACAAACCCUGCGAGAUUCUGGGCGCGGCGCUUUGCAAGACGGACCGCGAUGUCAAGCCCCUACCACAAGCGGGUGAAUGCAUAUCGGAGAGCGUCUUGCGACACCUUCUUCGGCUCUAUCCUCACGGCCAAAUCUUCCAUCUCGACCAUGAUCCCUCGUCCCCUUCGGUCAAUUCCCCAUCCACUGGUCUGGAUGAGUUUGAGUCUUCUGACGGAUUUCCAUUCACCUCCUCACGUAAAACCGAGUCUUCAAGAAGUUUGGACGAUGAGGCGUACUUGAGACGAGUCUUCCCUACCGCACGCAGCUUAAUCCUGUAUCCGCUAUGGGAUCCGCACCGUGAGCGAUGGUUUGCGACAGCCGUCAUCUGGAGCUCUGAGCCAAAGAGAAUAUUCACAACCGAGCAGGAGCUAAGCUAUCUCGCAGCAUUCAGUAAUUUCGUCAUGGCCGAAGUUGCUCGUCUCGACACCAAGCUGGCAGAUGCUGCAAAGGCUGAUUUUAUUUCUUCCAUCAGCCAUGAGCUUCGUUCUCCCCUGCAUGGUAUACUCGGAAUGACAGAUCUGCUGAAAGACUCCUCUCUCGACAACCAGCAGGUAUCACAUGUUGCAACCAUUGAGACUUGUGGUAAAACUCUCCUGGAGACUAUCAACCAUGUCCUUGACUUUGCCAAGAUUAAUAAUUUAACACGGGGUGUCUCGAAACGACAGAAGAAGCGUACCCAGAGCGCCAAGCACAUAAUCAGUCCCGGCCGGGCUCACACCAACGACAUCAUGACGCUUAUCAAUGAUGUUGACAUGAGCAUUCUGACAGAAGACGUGGUUGAAAGCGUCUUUGCCGGUUACACGUAUGCAAAGACAUCUGCUCAAACAUAUGAACUCAAUGCGUCUACAACGAGCAAACAGCCAAUUUCCAUCAUUCUUGACAUUAACCAUAGUGAUAAUUACAUCUUCCGCACCCAGCCCGGUGCUUGGCGACGCGUAAUCAUGAAUCUGUUUGGGAACAGUCUCAAGUAUACGCCUGGUGGCUACAUCAAGGUAAAGCUUGAGGUGAAGCGAAAGCCCCACCAUGAAGAGGGAACCUGUGAGUUCAGGUUCUCCGUCACUGACUCUGGCAUUGGCAUGUCCGAGGACUACAUCAACAACAGACUGUUCCACUCGUUCGCCCAAGAAAACCCUCUGAGCCAGGGUACCGGUCUGGGCCUCUCAAUCGUCAAGCAGAUUGUCGAGUCGCUGGGAGGAGAGGUCGAGGUACGAAGCGAGAAGGAUCGCGGUACCAAGUUUGUAGUCACAUGUCCUUUGAAGGAGUCGCGUAUGUCUCCAAACUUUUGCGCCACUGGCCCAGAGUGCGAAAAGGACAUACAUUUACAGGAGGUUGCCAAGCGUACCAAGGGCUUGAAGGUGCGAUUUGACGGUUUCAACCAAGCAAAGGAGCAUAUCGUCAAGGACCUCAAGAACAAGAACGCGUCGAAGCUGUCUUUGAAGGCUCUAGUUAGCCUCUGUGCCGACUGGUUCGGCAUGGAGCGAUUCGAGCCAGGCGGCAACGCCUUGGAGCCGGACAUGAUUAUUGCCACUGAAUCCUGUGCCAAAGAGCUCCGCACUCAGUACAGCCAGUGUCCUGGAAAGAUUGCGGCAACGCCAGUCAUUGUCGUGUGCCAGGGAGCUGCUUCCGCGCAAUCAACUACAGCCAUCACGGUGCCAGGCAUCAUCUUUGAAUGUAUCGGCCAGCCAGUCGGUCCCCACAAGAUGGCAAAGGCACUCGCUUCAUGUCUCGAUCGACACUCCAAGCGAGCUGUCGUACACAAAACCACGAGCGAUUCAGCCCUUCCCAAAAUUACCGAACUUAGUCUUAAAGACGCCACGCCUUCUAAGUGCACCGAUCACGUGGGGGUCGAAGACGCGGUUCGACCACAGCUCACUAGCACUAUCAGUGCUCCUGAGAUACGGUCGGUUGCGGCUCGUCCCAGCAAGCCGUCGAAAUAUAAAAAGUCGACUCGGGCUUUGCGAUGUCUUUGCGUCGACGACAACCCCAUCAACCUCCGUCUCCUCCGCACCUUUGUCGACAAACUUGGUCAUGAGCACACCCUCGCAGCCGACGGUCUCGAGGCACUUGAAGCCUACAAAGCUGCCAAGAAUGAAGAUGAAUCUCGCAUUGACGUGGUUCUCAUGGACAUCAACAUGCCUGUCAUGGAUGGCCUCGAAGCAACACGCCAAAUCCGCGCCCACGAAAUCCGCCACAAUCUGCCCAAGGUCACAAUCAUUGCACUCACUGGUGUCGCCGAUACCGACAUACAACAAGAAGCAAACUCGAGUGGCAUCAACCUCUUCCUCAUCAAGCCCGUGCGCCUAGCCGACCUUGAAGUCAUUCUCAAGGGCGUAGUCACCGGACAAGACAAAGCGAACCUAGAACUGGAGGCUGAGAAGGAGAGGCUGAAGCUUGCAGAGACGAACGCAAUUCUAAACGUGAAUGGUUCAGACGAAAAGUCAAGGAGCGUCAACUUUGGUAUAGCAGUCGGCAAAAGCGAGGAAACGGUGCACAAAACCGUCAAGCUGCAAGACCAUCAAAAGAGGGUGUACAUGGCUUGA
Messenger RNA from Exserohilum turcica Et28A, 3804 nucleotides. RefSeq lists its product as uncharacterized. Gene Ontology annotation, molecular function: phosphorelay sensor kinase activity; protein binding. The transcript has 3 exons. The record is from RefSeq and is a predicted model, not a curated record. Bases 1 to 3804 code for a protein of 1267 amino acids. Gene Ontology annotation, biological process: phosphorelay signal transduction system; phosphorylation. Lineage: Eukaryota; Fungi; Ascomycota; Dothideomycetes; Pleosporales; Pleosporaceae.